This is a messenger RNA of Ochlerotatus camptorhynchus, 1585 nucleotides long. RefSeq names its product zinc finger protein 454-like. NCBI's taxonomy places the organism in Eukaryota, Metazoa, Arthropoda, Insecta, Diptera, Culicidae. The transcript is spliced from 5 exons. Bases 1 to 1473 code for a protein of 490 amino acids. The record is from RefSeq and is a predicted model, not a curated record.
AUGCCGUCACUGAGGUUGGUUCGUCUCUUUCAGGUUUCCGAGAAUGACAGCAUCAGUCGAUCCAUCUGCUUUCUCUGCCGGACACGGUUGCACGAAUUUCGUGACUUCCAACUGCGGUGCCUUGAAGUACAAGACGUGCUGCAAAGCGAGUCAACCCCGGUCGUAAAGGAAGAACCGUUGGAUGAAGCAGAAGAGGCGGGACCGUCAUCAGAGGCGGCACCGCAAUCAGAGGCCGAUGCUGAAUUGACUACCGCUACUGAGGAGAUCUUGCAACCGACAGAAGUAGCUGCAGAGCACGGUAAAAUACCAAAACCUACUUUUCGGCUCGUUACGAAACGUGUAAAAUACGACCACGAAAAGAAAACGGAAUGUUCUAUCUGCGGCGAAAAGAUUCACGAUUCUCGUAUGGAAGGCCACCAGAAUAAACACAAAGGUCUUCAACCGUACAAGUGCAUGCAUGGCUGCGUGAAUGUGAGUUUUCAUAGCCGACAAGUCCAGCUGUAUCAUUAUCGGAAUAUGCAUAGCGCACAGCAAUACGAGUGCGAUAUUUGUGACAAGUUGUUUCAGUCCAGGAAAAAGCUCUACGAUCAUAAAAGGGUCGCUCAUACGUCAAGGACAAAAGUAUGCUCGAUUUGCGGCAAAGCGUUCCUAACACCCUCUGCACUGAAAGAUCACAUGAAUUAUCACAAUCCCAACCGCGAGAGGAAAUUUCCCUGUCCGGUUCACAAGAAUUGGCGUAUGAAGUUACAUAUGAAAAUUCAUGACAAUGAUGACGAGAGUCGAAGAACCAGGUCUAGUGCGAAGCAGGAUUUAUUGGAGCCACCAAGGGUGCAAAGUGACGGCGGUGUCGAUUGUACGGAAAACCCAAUCGAACAGGUUGACGCCGGUGAGGAACAUUUCUCUUCGUUUGAAACAGGAAAAGUUAAAAUGGAAUUAGAAGCAGAACCUGAACAAGCGCAAUAUUCCGAUGCAGUUGUGGCGGGAAGUUCUUCUUGGGUUGAAUGUGGCGGAGAACCUGAAAGGGAGUUGCAACCAACCACAGCUACAGAAUGCAGCUCCCAACAGCAGGAUGAAUCGAAUUCAGAAUCAGAACAGCAGCAAAGCUCGAACUUUUCAAGAAAGCGUAGAUCCAAUCCGCUAAUAAACUGUCCCAUCUGCGGCAAACAGAUCAAGGAAUCUGCUGUGGAAGGCCAUCAGAAUUUACAUAAUGAUCAUCGGCCAUAUAAAUGUGAACGUGGCUGCGAUGAUGUAGAUUUUCAUUGCCGAACGAGUCGCAAGAACCACUACCGGUUCGCUCACAGCACACAACAAGAGUGCGACAUUUGCCAUAAGCUGUAUACAUCCGAGGCAAGUCUCGCCAAUCACAAAAAGUACAUGCACGCAGAGAAAAGAUUCAACUGCGCCUUUUGCGACAAAGCGUUCACAACGAGUGCCCACACCAAGCAACACAUGAAGAAGAAUCACUUAUAUUGAAAAGUGUUUACUGUCCUCCUAUGGCUCCUUAACUGUUUGGAAGGAAAAUUAAUAUUUCCUAAUUCUCAAUGUUUCUCACAAUCAGAUACCAAGAACAUGCAAAUAAAGAUGU